Messenger RNA from Brassica rapa (field mustard), 2506 nucleotides. RefSeq lists its product as uncharacterized. Lineage: Eukaryota; Viridiplantae; Streptophyta; Magnoliopsida; Brassicales; Brassicaceae. The record is from RefSeq and is a predicted model, not a curated record.
AUAUUAUUUACUGUAUAUAAUAUAUAUUGAAUAAUAUUUAAAUGUGGUUUUAGAUAUAAUAUUACUAAAUUUCAUCAACAAGAUAUUAAGUGUUAAAAAAUAUAAAGAUAAUUAUUUUGUGAAUAUAAAACAAACAAUAUAAUAAUAGAUUCAUACUUAUACAUAAAAUAUAUAUACAUAUAAAUUAUUAAUUUAUAAUUAUAAUGGGACAAGGAAUCUGUGAUUAGUAUAAAGGGAGGCUAUAGCUAAAGAUUCAAAUCAUCCGAUUAGAAAGCAACGAGAGCUAAAGAGAGAGGGCGUUUUUGUUUUAGCAUUUGUCUUGAGAAUUUUUGCUUUGUAUUCAUAACUCUUUUUUAAGAAAUCUCCUCUACUCUCUCCAAUCAACCGUAGAGAAUGGGUAUCGAAGAAGGCAAUUACAAGGAGCAAAAGGUUCUCACAUGGUGCAAAAGGUUCUCUAUCCGCCGCUUCGCUAGUAUUGUUGGUAUUGUUUUCAUAGGCGGUUGUUAUUAUUUUGGGCUCUUGUGGUUGAUGCAAGCGUCCUUUAGAGAAGAACCAGUUCAGAUUCCGAAGAUAGAACUAGCUUCUUUGGAUUUCACGGUGCUUAAUAUCACAGACACUCGUUUAAGUGCGAAGUGGGAUGUGUCGAUACGGAUCCCCUCAUAUCUUCCUGGUCGCUAUAUAUGUCUUCAAGGAGACCUUCAAGCUUCCUUCAUGUACAAGGAUGUUACUCUUGCUACCUCUUCCCCACAAAAAUACAACAAUCUCAAAUACCGUGAUGCUCAGGUUCUUAAGGUUUCAGCAGGUGUCUCGGGAGAAGGUAUUUAUGGUUUGAUAGGUAAAGAUAUAACUGAAGAUAUGAAAGAGAAGAAGGAAGUGCGGUUUGGAACGCGUUUUUAUAUCACUGAUUGCAGGGAAAAUACAACUGGUACUAUGAGAUAUGCAUGUGAUGAAGUCACGUUGCGAUUCGAACCUGAUUCCGGGAUGAAGGCGGCUUUUUUUGGGAAUAACCCUAGCUGCGUCUUAUUGACCUAACUCCACCUCAUCACCAGUUCAAUGUUUUUUUUGUGUCUUGUGUUCUUCAUCAGAUGAUUGUUACGUUGGAAAAUAUUAGGGUUUUACUUAGGUUUUCUCUGGAAAUAACAAUAUUUUUAAUUAAAUGAUAUUAAAAAUCUUAUAAGGGAAUCGAUAUUCAGCUACAAUCAUUAUCAAGAAAUAAAAAUAAUAAUGAAACUCAAAACGAUAAUUAUCUAAAGAAAGAAACACAACAUUAAAACGAAUUAAAGGACAUAACGCUGUUUCAAAAAAAAAAAAGAACCGGAUAAGUAGGAAGUUCGGUGCGUGACAAACUCUCUCGUAUUCUUGCGCUCCAUGAUAUGUUCUCGUCUCUAUCAAAUCAAAUUGUAUAGAAUAGGAGAUGAUGUUGAUUCGGAACGAAGAGUAAUGGACUCGGUCGUUGCUCUAUCUCUUGUUAAAUUAUUCUAGUGCAAAUAUGUUGUCCUUGUAACUCAGCUCACCAAAACGACCUAGAAUCGUUUUGGGUUUAAAUUAGAGACUGCGCGUUUUAUCAAAUAAGGAAAAUAAAAGUAAAAACAUGAAAUUGGGCUGUCUUUUGUGGAUUUUGGGAAUUUGAGACUAUGGAUUAAGGCCUUUGAAAGAUUACCAUGGGCUAUUAACAACAAACUAUUUACCAAAUUUAUGCAAAUAUUUUUGGGCCCAAAGAAACACAAUCAGGAAAGGAACCAAAUAAGAAAAGAGUAUUAGAGAUUUUAAAUAAAAAAAAUAGGGGCAUUCCGAGAAUUGAACUCGGGACCUCUCGCACCCUAAGCGAGAAUCAUACCACUAGACCAAAUGCCCACGUUUGGAAGCAAAUUAACAGAUAGUUUUAAAAAAACAAAUCUGACAAAAUUAUCCAAAAUUCUCUUUGGUUUACCAUUUUAUCCAACGUAUUAAAAUAGGGUCGAUCAUCAAAUUAACAAAAUGUUAUCUUGAACCGACAAAAACCAACAUUUUUAAAUAGUUUUUUUUUUUCUGCCAAAGAACUUUUUCAAUGUUAGCUCUUGUUCAUAAAUCAGAAUUUACAAAUCUAGAAUAACAAAGAAACACAAAUCCACCUUAAAUCCACAACAUACAAACCAGCAAACAAUUCUCUUACAUAAAAGAUUCAAAAGAAUUUUCCAUAAAUAAGAAAACGUCUAAGAAUUGAAUCUAAUCUAGAUUUGUAUAAACUUCUAACAAACUGGCAAAUUAUUCGUCGGAUAACAUUGAAAAGCCUCGAAGUUACUAAUUCUAGCACAUGACAUGGAUAGUUAUACUUUUACAUUACAUUUCCUAGUUUGUCCUCAAAAUCUCCAAACAAUCACAAAAUGACCACUAAUCACAAGGUCCCAAUCCAAUCCCCUAGCUCUGUGCCCUAAUCAGCAAUUAACCUCACCGGCUAUAACCGGUAACCCAAACCUAUAAGCAACCUAGCAACUGCUGUCUUUAACUUGUUUUUAUUCAUUUUUUU